AUGGAAGCCCAAAACAUAAACUGAACAAGCCUAUAUAAGACCUACUCCCGCUAUUUCAGCUUCUCUUAUCGGCAAACAGAAACAACAAAUCAGACUCUCUCUCUCUCUCUCUCUCUCCAUGGGUUCUUCAACUCGUUGUUCUGUGAUUAUCGUCGGCGCAGGGGUUUCUGGUAUAUCGGCUGCGAAGGUAUUGGCGGAGAACGGCGUGAACGAUUUGGUUAUUCUUGAAGCUUCCGAUCGUAUCGGAGGGAGGAUUCGGAAGGAGGAUUUCGGUGGCUUGUCGGUGGAGCUUGGAGCGGGUUGGAUUGUAGGUGUUGGCGGCAAAGAAUCAAAUCCUGUUUGGGAACUUGCCAACAAAUCCAGUCUUCGUACUUGUUUCUCCGAUUACAGUAAUGCUCGUUACAACAUCUACGAUCAGAGUGGGAAGAUCAUACCGAGUGGUUUAGCAGCAGCGUCAUAUAGCAAAGCGGUGGACUCUGCAAUUCAGAGGUUGAGAAAUCAAGAGGCAAAGCUUCGUGGCCUCUCCACGAUAACUGAACCGCCCUCAAUACCCAAGACCCCAAUCGAACUCGCCAUUGAUUUCAUCCUCCAUGAUUUUGAGAUGCCCGAGGCAGAACCGAUAUCGACUUACACAGAUUUCGGGGAAAGAGAAUUUCUCGUAGCAGAUGAAAGAGGGUACGAGUUAUUGCUGUAUAAAUUGGCUGAAGAUUUUCUCCUUACCUCUGAUGGGAAAAUCGUGGACAGUCGCCUGAAGCUCAACAAGGUUGUUCGGGAGCUACACCACUCGAGAAACGGCGUUAUCCUAACCACGGAGGACGGUUCCAUCUUCGAGGCCAAUUACGUAAUUUUGUCCGUUAGCGUGGGCGUUCUCCAAAGCGACCUCAUCUCCUUCCGUCCCCCCCUGCCGAAAUGGAAAACUGAGGCAAUAACGAAGUGUGAUGUGAUCGUGUACACGAAGAUCUUCCUCAAAUUUCCAUACAAGUUCUGGCCGUGUGGGCCGGGGACUGAGUUCUUCAUCUACGCUCACGAGAGGAGAGGAUACUACACGUUUUGGCAGCACAUGGAGAACGCAUAUCCGGGGUCCAACAUUCUGGUGGUAACGCUGACAAAUGGUGAAUCAAAACGCGUGGAGGCACAAACGGACGAGGAGACUCUGAAGGAAGCAAUGGGGGUCCUUAGGGACAUGUUUGGGCCUGAUGUACCGGAUGCCAUAGAGAUCCUGGUGCCCCGCUGGUGGAACAACCGAUUCCAACGCGGCAGCUAUAGCAACUACUCCCUCUUGGCCAAUCAACCAGAUUUUGCCGACAUGAAGGCACCUGUUGGUCCAAUCUUCUUCACAGGAGAACAUACGAGUGAGAAAUAUAGUGGUUACGUCCACGGGGCAUACUUGUCAGGUAUUGACACGGCCAACGCUUUACUGGAAGAAAUGAAGAAUGAGAAGGAAGGUGAUAAGGAGAGCUCGUUGGAGAGUCAACCAUUUUUGCUAGAGCCCCUGCUGGCGUUGACAGGGUCACUGACUUUGACCCAGAACGAAGCAGUCAAUGGUCUCGACAAAUGGGAUUUUGCUCGACAGCAGCUCUUCUCUGGUGGGAAACUUGUCAGCCACGAGGCCAUAAAAUGACUAUAUGGCCAAGCUAUGGGCCCCUAUUCGAUUAGUGGAUUGACCACUGGGUCUCCAGCCCAAGACUUCUCGAGUGCUCCCCAGCCCAGCCGAGACCAGCCCAUUCUAUCCACGAAGUGGAAAAACAGAGAAUCAGCAAAUGCAGAAAGUGUAAAGAAGGAUGAAACGUCCAAUAUUGGAAAGCCGUAGCCUCAAGGGGACGGGACGCUCUUGGUUUGAGUUCGGGUUCGGGAUUGGUUUUGGAGACCCAAAUACAAACUUACAAUUAAAGCAAAUAGGAGGGAAAAGUAGGCCAGUAUAUUUAGAUUAAAUUUGGUGUAUGUUCAUUUCUCGUGGUAGAUCAAUGCCAGUGCUAAUUGUUGCAAAUUUUUUAUUUUCAAUGGAAUUUGCGUUCCUUCUUUCUUUUCUUUA
Messenger RNA from Nelumbo nucifera (sacred lotus), 2032 nucleotides. RefSeq names its product polyamine oxidase 1-like. Gene Ontology annotation, molecular function: oxidoreductase activity. Gene Ontology annotation, biological process: polyamine catabolic process. Lineage: Eukaryota; Viridiplantae; Streptophyta; Magnoliopsida; Proteales; Nelumbonaceae. The record is from RefSeq and is a predicted model, not a curated record.